This is a messenger RNA of Mytilus californianus (California mussel), 2357 nucleotides long. Its product is annotated as U-scoloptoxin(05)-Sm1a-like. The coding region runs from base 91 to 507 and encodes 138 amino acids. The transcript has 3 exons. The record is from RefSeq and is a predicted model, not a curated record. NCBI's taxonomy places the organism in Eukaryota, Metazoa, Mollusca, Bivalvia, Mytilida, Mytilidae. Gene Ontology annotation, biological process: sleep; regulation of synaptic transmission, cholinergic; positive regulation of voltage-gated potassium channel activity.
AAAACACGGUGUCGCUCAAAUCGCAGGUGUUCAUUUCCGCAUUUACCUUGAUUUUGAAAACAGAAACAUUAAGAAGACAUAACUGACAUAAUGUCACGGGAGACAUUAAUCCUUUUACUGAUAUAUUUUUCUAUAAAUACUGUUUCUGGAUUAAAUUGUUAUCAGUGUAAUUCAACAUUAGAUUCCAACUGUGCUGAAAAGUUUGACCACAGACUGGAAAACAACCCUGUACAACCUGAACCAUGUACAAUCUAUCUAGCUCAGUACUGUGUCAAAGUUACAGGAAUAUGGGGAGGUAUUGUUGGGACACACAGAUUCUGCAGUUCAAAAGAUCUUGGUGACCGAUGUCAGAAUGUAAUCUACCCUGAUCAUGACAGAAUGUACAGACCAUGUGUGCAUACAUGUUCUGCUGAUGGUUGUAACAGUGCUGCCACCUACUGGACAAAAAGGACAAUAGCCUGGAUAAUAACAGCAGUAUUUUUUUCUCUGAAAAUGAUGAAGUUUUGAAUAUGCAAUAUAUGAUCUGUCCAUUGUAGAUAUCAUCUAUACAUAAUGUAUAUACAGAAUCUGUAAAUAUCUGGUAUUGAUUCAAAAUUUGUACAAUGUUAUUUUCAAUCCAGUUUUCAAUGUUACAACUGAAACUAUAUUUCUUAUCAUUUAUUUAUCAAAUCACUAUCAUUUCAUUAAAGAAAACAACUUAUAAACAUCUUCUAGCAAUAACUUAAACAGUCAAUUUAAGGUAGUUUCGAGGUCUAAAUGUUAAAUUUCAAAACUGAUGGUAUGUAUUUUUUAUUAAACUUUUCUCAAUUUUUUUAAUAUCUAAAUACUAGUAAUUUACACAUGCACUGCCAAUUCUUGGCUGCACUGCCUUUAAUCAUGUCUAUUCCAUCUGGAACUAGCAAAUGGGAGUAAAAAUUGGACUAGGACCCAGACUACUUAUUUUAUAGUACAUUGUACUUUAAAAUUUUCUUUUAUAUUUUCUAAAACCACUUCAUAAAAACAUGGUUUUUUUUUUGUUCAAUGGUUUAUAUUCUUGUAAUGCAAGAAUUUGCAAUCAUUUGUUCAGCACUUCAUUGGACACAUGUGGUAUUCUCUGUGCCAUAUUAUAUAAAUACUUUAUACAUGUAUAUAGUUUGUGUUUUCACAUUCCUAUCAUUAUUUUUACAAACGCUCAGGAUGUAAAUUGAACUGUUUCUUGAUUGUUUUUCUAAGAAAAGAUUUAUCAUUCCUAUAUGACCCAUUUAUUUCAGUAAUGUUAUUUCAAAUGCUAUGAUUAUGUUCUUUUUAAUUUAUUUAAGAACACCAUAGAAAAUUAAAGAUGUCUUGGAAAAAAUACAAUUUUUCUUUGUAUCCAUUGCUAUAUGUGUAUACUUUAUAGAUUAAUUGUCUACUAUUUAACAAAAAAGAAUUUGUACAAUUUGAUUUCAAUUGAAAACUCCCGUUUUUACCUAAGUAAAUAUUAUUUACAUGUACUCUUAAAAAUUACUGAACAGUUUAAUUUAUACAUUUUUUAAAGACCAUGAACAAUAGGAAGUCUUCUAACUUUUAUUUGAUGGAUGUUAAGUAGCCAUUAAUCAAUCAGUCUGAUUUAUUGUGUUGUGCUUUAAAAAUCUGUUUACAUUUGUACAAUUGUAACUUUGAAAAUACCAAUAAUUAAAACACAUUUUAUGUUCAUGCUCUAAGCAUAGUGAUUAUUUGCUUUUAAGAUUUGAAAAUUACCAGCAGUUGUUAAUGGAAUGAGAUUUUGAUAAUUGCUUUGUUUUGUCAUUUUAAAAUAUGUAAGUUGUAUGCAAUGUAUAUAGAUAAAAGAAGUUAGUGAUUAUAUUUUGUACAUUCAUUAUAUAGAACAUAUCAUAGUUGAUAUCAUCAGUAAAAUAAUACUGCAGUAACAUUUAAAUCAACUGUUAGUUUCUAGUGUGGGACAUUUUGAUAACAUUUACAUUAACUGUGAGUUACUAGUAUAGAACCUUUUGAUAACCAUAGUUUUAAAACUGAGAACAACCAAAUAAAGUCCUCAGAUAUUUUGUAAAUCUUGAAGCGAGAUAGCAAAAUUCAUGUUUUUUUUUGUUUUUUUUUUAAUUAUAAAUACUUUAUUGAUAUAUAUUUAAGGUUGUGAAAUUUAUGGUAGGUUACAAAGUUUUUCAAAAUGUGAAGUUCAAUACCUGUUGACCUGAUUACAUGAAGAUUAAUUCAAAAUGGGUUUCUUGUAAUUUAUAUGUAUAAUUGUAUAUAUAGAAAUGAAGCAAUUCCUUUAUUUUGUACAUAACAAUUUGAUAAUAUGAUUUUUUCCAAUAUACAAGUUUCUAUAUCAAUCAUUCCAUUUUAUAAAAUUUACAAUGAAAUAAAAAUAAUAUUUU